Molecule: messenger RNA, 1098 nt
Organism: Peronospora matthiolae
Lineage: Eukaryota; Oomycota; Peronosporomycetes; Peronosporales; Peronosporaceae
Source: the annotation of a GenBank genome assembly
AUGGAAAACACGAGCACAGCCACCUACGUAGGCCUUGAGCUCACGUGCGCGCGAAGUACACGCCUUGCCAGCGACCGCGUUUAUGUAGGAACUGCAGACGGAAGCGUAUGGGCAAUUGCCGCACCUUCGCUGCAGGAUCCACGCCAUCAUGACGAAGUCGGGCUGUCGCUCUCGCGCGUAUACUGGUCCUUGCGUUUGUGUAUACACGCCAUCACGAAUGUGUGUGGCGUGGACGCGGAUGUGAAGUAUACACACACGCUGCUGGUCGGUAGUGCUGGUGGAGAGCUCGUGGUAUUGCGCGAAGCGUUGGAAGUUCGACGUUUUCAGUUGGAAGGCGGCGUGCAUGACAUUUGUUAUACUGGAAGUGGCGCGUUCAUUGUGGGCGAUGCGCUAGGCAACUUGUACUGUGUAACGCAGUACGAGAUUCUAUGGAAGCGACGGCUCUCAGCUAAUGCGAAUGCUGGAGACGACGCUGGUGCAGAGUUUUUCUACCCAGCUGCGACGCAGCCCAUAGUGCAUGCGAUCGCGCGAGUCAGGCUGCUGGACGUGGAACACACGCUAUCAAACUACGUUUUGGUGGCAAGUGGCCAAAAGCAUGUAGUGGCGACGUGUUGUGGUAAAACGUUUGCUGUGAUUCCGACCCGUACGCCAAUGAAAACGCUGGCUGUUUUCGAGGGUGUAGACGAAGACAUUGUAUUGGCUGCUGGCGAGGAAGGAAUAAUCUAUCGGCUUGUAAGCAAUCGAGAUGUAGUGUCGAAGGAGAUGCCUGACUUUCGAUUUGCGAUGGAAGUGUGGGUCAAGACAUCCGUUUCCGUUGUAAAGCUAUUGUCGUUGCAGACCUCCUCCAAAGUGAAAGUGUCUGAUAUAGCAUGGCUCUGUUUGGGUUCGGAUGGCGGAGUUGCUCUCUUCCGUGGUCAAGAGUGUGUAAAAACGUGGGAUGCAGCAUCGUUCUCUAGUGCUCUGAGUGCCGGCUUGGAUUUCCCCGUCGACGUGACACUACUAGCUAGUGGCGACGUGAGUAGUUUGCAACUACGUGGAGCUAUCGCGUUUCGAGACCGGAUACGCACAUUCCCGAUCGACCUCACGGGUCAGCGGUAG